This is a messenger RNA of Mesorhabditis spiculigera, 579 nucleotides long. Lineage: Eukaryota; Metazoa; Nematoda; Chromadorea; Rhabditida; Rhabditidae. The record is from the annotation of a GenBank genome assembly.
AUGUUCAAGUCGGCGCUUUUCGUACUACUGAUUGCUGGAGUUGCACUGUGCAAGGACAGUUCUGAGAAGAACCGCCAGAACUCGACGCUAAACCGCACCAACUCCCAAUACUACAACUCGGCCAGCCAGUCGAGAUACGGAUACGGCGGCGACGACAGCAAUGAGGACGGGCUGUACGGCCGUGGAUAUAACUCCGGCUCCGGCUACAACGGGUAUUCCGGCUCCUCGCGCCCCAGCAACAAUGGUCAAAGCACGGGUUACGGUAGCGGUUACGGUAGCCAGUACGGAAGUGGGUACGGUAGCGGGUACGGAACGGGCUACCAGAACUACAACACUCGUCAGGGACGUGCUGCUGGAUUUGGCACCCAAUACGGUCAAGGCUACAACGGGGCCAAUGGACAGUACGGGCAAUACGGCAGCAGCCAGUCGGGCUACGGCUACGGUCAGGGCGGUCGUUACGGUAGCCAGUACGGGCAGCAGGGCAACUACGGUAGCCGCUACGGCCAGACCGGGCAGCGCGGGCAGUAUGGUAGCCAAUACGGUAGCGGCUAUGGUAGCCAGUACGGCAACAACCGAGGU